AGCCUUUUCUUUUCGUUCCGGUAUCGAAGAAGCGAACAUGGCGGCCGAAGGAGAUGUGGAUUUGGAUCUUGAAGCCGAAGAGAACUGCACGGGUAAACCAGCAGAAAAACCUCGGAAACAUGACAGUGGAGCCGCCGACUUGGAAAGGGUUACCGACUAUGCGGAGGAAAAGGAGAUCUCCAGCUCCGAUUUGGAAACGGCCAUGUCAGUGAUUGGAGACCGAAGAUCAAGGGAGCAGAAAGCAAAGCAAGAGAGAGAGAAGGAACUGGCCAAAGUCACCAUCAAGAAGGAGGAUGUAGAACUCAUUAUGGGCGAGAUGGAGAUUCCAAGGAGUGUGGCUGAGCGCAGCUUGAGGGAGCACAUGGGUAAUGUGGUAGAGGCACUGAUUGCUCUGACAAACUGACUGCUGUGAAUACAGACCAGCCAUCAAUGCUUCAGAGCACUGGUUCUGGCGUUCCUGUCAGCAUCAUAACAUCCACACGGAUCCAAGGAAGGACUGCUUUUUCUUUCCAGCGCAGCAUUUAUAUACUACUGGGAUUUCAUUCCUCAUACCUGGCAUAUGGACAAAUCUCUCAUUUGUAAUGUUAUAAAAGGAAAUAAAAUUAAUUUCAAUGGUA
Molecule: messenger RNA, 617 nt
Organism: Lepisosteus oculatus (spotted gar)
Lineage: Eukaryota; Metazoa; Chordata; Actinopteri; Semionotiformes; Lepisosteidae
Gene: hypk
Product: huntingtin interacting protein K
Biological process (GO): protein stabilization; negative regulation of apoptotic process
Source: RefSeq, a predicted model, not a curated record